Molecule: messenger RNA, 927 nt
Organism: Labeo rohita (rohu)
Lineage: Eukaryota; Metazoa; Chordata; Actinopteri; Cypriniformes; Cyprinidae
Product: transmembrane protease serine 9
Exons: 5
Coding region: 1-927 (308 amino acids)
Biological process (GO): proteolysis
Molecular function (GO): serine-type endopeptidase activity
Source: RefSeq, a predicted model, not a curated record
AUGAGGGCUGAAGCAGCUUUGUGGCUUUUGCGGCAAGGCGGUCGGAAGUUGGAGCGGUAUGUGGAGGAAUUCCUUGAGCUAGCUAACCAGCUGAGCUGGCACGACGCUGCCUUAGCCCCCUCUGAAGCACACCGUGUCGUGUCAGCUCACACCACGCCGGGAGCCCCCAUAUGCUGCGCCAACGGUUCAGACCGCCUGCCCCGCUCCAAACGAACCCCCCUGGUCCAAGGCUCCAUCUGCUUCCUCAGCCCGGAAACGCCGGCCGCGGCUCGCUCAAAACCCCUAAAACCCCAAAAGUCUCACGGACUCCAUGCGGUUGUGACACCACUAUUCCAAACACAGUUGAAGAUACGAGUUGUCGGGAACAGUUACUGUAAAUCUGUCUAUGGGAGCUCAUUUACAGACAACAUGAUGUGUGCUGGACAAGCCGAGGGUGGGAAAGGCACAUGUCAGGGAGCCGGUGGAGGUCCAAUGGUCGUUGAGGACCCCCAGUGGAUUCAGUCUGGCACAAUGAUUUUCGGUGUAGAGUGUGCGGCAUCCAAGUACCCUAGCGGUUUCACCAGAGUGUCCCAAUACCAGGACUGGAUCAGCUCUGUGAUAGGCAGUGACCUGCCGGGAUUUCUUAAAUAUAGUGGUUUCAGAAGCUCAACCAGCCUCCCUUUAUUUUGCUUUUCACUCACAUUUUCCAUCCUUCCUCUCAUCUUCUCUCUGACUGUUAUCGCUUACUCUGUGUCUCCUGCGUCCUUCCAGCAGCAAAACUGUGACAGAAGACCCGACCAAACACAGUUACCUCCGUUUGUGAGCCGGCUACAACACCCGCUACGAAGGAAGUAUGCUGAGGCCAGUGUUAUUGCAGAGAGGAGCUCUGCCCACUGCAACAUGGCUGAGGGUGAGCUGGUUGAAAAACUGGGACUGUUUGAGGAUUAG